AUGUAUUCCAAUCGCGAAUAUUAUGAAAUGGUGCGGUGUUACAUUUUAAGCGGUGAAAGUUUAAAUGCAGCUCGGAGACUGUACGAAGCAGAAGCCAUCCCAGCCCUGCAAAAUCAGGGACUAAUAAACCCCGCAGUACCUAGUCGCGAGACAUUUUUGGCUGUGAACCAAAGGCUAUUGGACUAUGGUCAAUUUACUACACCUGCUCAUGCUCGCGGAGGUGGAAGACCAAGACUUGCAGUAGAAGUCGAAGAUGAAAUCUUGGAUUUCUUCGAAAGGGACCCGCGAGCCAGUACACGAGAUGCCGCACGCCGAUUUAACGUAAGCCACUAUGCCGUGUGGAAGCUGCUGAACGUAACAGGGCUACACCCUUACCACUUUCAAAAGGUCCAUGCUCUACACGAUGGAGAUAAUGUGCCCCGUCGCACCUUUUGUGAACGGCUGAUUGCACACCCUAAUGCCAACAUUUUGUGGACCGACGAAGCAUUGUUUACUCGUGUGGGGCUUUAUAACCAUCAUAUAGAACACUGGUGGUCCUUCAGAAAUCCGCAUAUGAUUCGGGAAACCCACCAUCAAGUCCGCUUUAGUGCCAAUGUGUGGGCCGGUGUCAUAGGCACGAAAAUACUGGGGCCGUACUUCAUCGAAGGGCCGCUCACCGGCGGCAACUUCCUCGAUAUGCUGUGGCAUGUCAUUGCCGAUUUCACGGAGGACUUGCCCGUGGCCUACUUCCGGGAUUUUUAUUUUCAACUGGACAGAGCACCACCCCAUUACGCCGCCGCCGUCCAAGAUCAUCUCACCAUAGAAUAUGGUGAUCGAUGGAUUGGACGCGGAGGCCCCAUCGUGUGA
This is a messenger RNA of Diatraea saccharalis (sugarcane borer), 846 nucleotides long. Lineage: Eukaryota; Metazoa; Arthropoda; Insecta; Lepidoptera; Crambidae. The record is from the annotation of a GenBank genome assembly.